GGAAGUUGCAGUUAACUAACACAGUUCAGAGAAGAGAGGUACGCGCUUCCAAUAAUGGACGAGCGAACAUUCCGCUGGGAUUAAAUCUGUUAGAGACGAGGAAUGCCCUGAAACCGAGGGUGGUCCUGUGAAACUGAAUUACAGAAAAUAAUCUCUGUUUACUACACGGUGCCCUUGCAUGUGAUCCAGUUUUUUCCAUGAAUAUAAAGUUGCUGCUGCUGCAUAAGGAAAGUUAAUACACUCGUUUGGGGGAAUUGUUGGAAGGAGAUGGUGCAUUUUUUGGAAAGCGUUAAGAAGAGUACUAUUAGAAAUACACAUAAGAGGAAAUGUCAUUGGGAUUUAUAAAGGACGCACGGGACAUGACUAUACAUGGGAACUGAACAUCACCUUUAAUACAUGUUAAUUGCACGUUUUGAAAUUGUAAUUUGUUAAAAACAAAUUAAUCUGGAAUGAGCUUCAUUGAUUCUUUCAUUGGGGUUUGCGUGAAGUUUCUGGAGUAAUCGUAUGAUUGGGUGUGCUAAUUAAUGGAACCCCAUGUGCUUUGUGGAUUGCUCUACUGGCUCCUACUGCCGCUCUGUCUGCUAGCGGCCUGCCUGUUCCGGUAUAAUGCCCUGUCAUUAGUUUAUCUUCUUUACCUGCUCCUGUUGCCAUGGUUUCCAGGACCCAGUGAACGCACCAUACGAGGUCACACAGGCCGGUUCAUCAAGGCCCUGUUUGGCACCAGCAUCUUUUUCCUGUUAGGUCAUGUGGUUUUUCAGAUCUGCUUGCACACCGUCCCGGGACUGGACGAUAUCCUGGGACAUAACUGCAGCAUGUGGGUGACUCUUUCGAGGCACGUUGGGGUUACCAGACUGCCGCUAGAUGACCUCUCGAAUGCGUCUCGCCUGCUGGCUCCGGACGUGGGGAUCUCCGUGGUGUCUCUGGUCACUCUGUGUUUAUCUGUGCGGCUGCUGAAAAGAAGGGGGGUCACACCUGGAGAGACUGUGGAGACAGAGCCCCUGAAACAGGGGGAGCCUGCAGAAGGAGUCGGAGAGGAGGAGUCUGAGGAGGACGAGGAGGAGGAUGGUGAGGCAGCUAAUUAUGAGGAGGAGGAGGAGAGGGAGAGGAGGAAUGUGGAGGAAGACUCUCUGGAGGGGGAGCAGCCGUUGGCAAACCGUGCCGCCCUGCUGGCUGCUCAGCUCCGCGUCACUGCCCUCAAAUUUCUCAAGAAUGUUGGCAAGAUCCUGGCUAUUGCACUGCUGGGCUUGGCAGGGAUCACCCUCCCAUCCGCCUUCUCCGGUGUCUACUUCCUGCUGUUCUUAGGGGUGUGUACAUGGUGGGCCUGUCACUUCCCUAUCAGCCCCCUGGGUUUCAACACACUGUGUGUGAUGGUGGGCUUCUUCACGGCGGGACACCUGGUCUGUCUGUACAUCUACCAGGUUCCCUUCUUCCAGGACCUCUUCCCACCAGCUAGUAUAUGGGCCAGGGUUCUUGGUUUCAAGGAAAUCAUAACACCGUCAAACUGCGCAGCGCCUCAUGAUCUCAUCUUGAACGUGGGUCAUGAUUGGCCGGUUUACGUUAACCCAGGGAUUCUGCUCCUCCUCUACUUCACGAUGGCUUCUGUUCUGAAAAUGGGAAGCCUGGCUUCCAGCAAGAAGAAGGAAGUGGAGGACGCUCGUUCCUCCAGUCAGGCACAGCACAGCGCAGUGGAGGUGGAGCUGACACCUCGGCUGUCACAGAGACAGAGCGCCGAGGACGAUACCAAGCAAAUGUUGCUGCCUGCUAAUGCAAUGCCUAGAUCUGAUGCGGAGAGUGUCACAGUACAUGUGAUGAGUGGCUCAAGUCAAGCUGAACUAGGUGCCCCUGGUGGAGAGAAUGGGGACAGUCCUCUGCACAUGAUUGGCUGCAUGAUCCUGCAGCAGAGCUACAUCUGUGCUCUCAUUGCCAUGAUGGUGUGGAGUAUCACUUAUCACAGCUGGCUGACAUUCGUCCUCCUGCUGUGGGCCUGUCUGAUCUGGAUUGUGCGCUCCCGGCAUCGCUUUGCAAUGAUCUGCUCCCCCUUCAUCCUGCUCUACGGCAUGUCACUCUGCAGCGUCCAGUACAUCUGGGCAAUGGACCUGGAGCCCGAACUGCCUGACCGAGUCGGAUUCAUGAGCCUGAAACAGCUGGGCCUCGAGCGCAGCCCCCAGCCCUGCCUCAGACUGGGAGCAAUGCUCCUGUAUACCCUGACCUUCUGGCUGCUCUUGCGUCAGUCAGUGAAGGAGAUGUUCACCAGGAAGAAGGCAGCCACAGCUCCACUACUGGAGGUUACCACAAGAGAUACCGAGGCUGGCCGGAACGAGUCCCUGCUGAAGGUGUUGGGCGAGCGGGUCAUGGAUUUUUACGCCAAGUACUGGAUCUACGUGUGCGGGGGCAUGUUCAUUGUGGUCAGCUUUGCUGGCAGGCUGGUCGGAUACAAGAUAGUCUACAUGCUGCUCUUCCUGCUCUGCCUGUGCCUCUAUCAGGUGUACUACACACUGUGGCGGCGGCUUCUCAAGGUCUUCUGGUGGCUGGUAGUGGCUUACACCAUGCUGGUGCUCAUUGCUGUCUACACAUUCCAGUUUGAGGACUUCCCCACUUAUUGGAAAAACUUCACAGGAUUCACCGAACACCAGCUGGCGGAUGUUGGUCUGGAGACCUUUGAGCUGUCUGAUCUCUUCACCAGCAUCCUCAUCCCAGGGUUCUUCCUGCUGGCUUGUAUCCUGCAGCUGCACUACUUCCACCAGCCCUUCAUGAGGAUCACAGACCUGGAGCACACCCCUCAGAAAGACCGCAGACUAAAAAACCGGAAGGAGCCAGGCAGCAAAUCAGAGCUCCUGCAUGAGGGGGAGGGGCUAGAGGACGAGGAGGAGGAGCUAGAGACGGAGCCCGGGGAUGACCAAUUAGAAGAUGAAGCCGUGCCCAGUAAGUGGGGUCUGGUGGUGGACCGGCUGAUGGUCCUGUUCAAGAAGUUCUCCGAGAUCCUGACCCGGGUGCAGGUCUUCAUCUGGAGGGUUCUGGAGCUCCACAUCCUCAAGAUGGUGGCUUUCUUCAUCAUCUGGGUGGCUCUGCAAGAGCUUUCGGUGAUGAACCUGGUGCUUGUGGUGCUCUGGUCCUUCGCCGUGCCCUACUCCCGCUUCCGCCACAUGGCCUCCUGCCUCUCCACCAUCUGGGCUUGCAUCAUCAUUGUCUGCAAGAUGCUUUACCAACUGAGUAUCGUCAACCCCAUUGAGUACUCCAGUAACUGCACAAAGCCCUAUCCUAACGAGACCAAUCUAGAGGAAGACAACAUCCCAUACUCUGUCCUGUACAAGGCGCCGGUGGACCCGGCCAACUGGUUCGGCUUCCGGAAAGACACCCCUAUCCUGGGCUACAUCAAGAACCACCUAUUGGUGCUGAUGUUGCUGGUGUUUGAGGCCACGGUGUACCGGCACCAAGCACACUACUACCGGCAGCAGCAGACUUCCCCCACGGCCACACACACCAUCUUCAGUGAGGUGUCGCGAGAGCACCUGGACCACAGUGUUCUGGACUGUGUCAAGUACUUUGUCAACUACUGGUUCUACAAGUUUGGGCUCGAGAUCUGCUUCCUGUUGACGGUGAAUGUGAUUGGUCAGCGCAUGAAUUUCCUGGUAAUUUUCCAUGGCUGCUGGUUGGUGGUGAUCCUGACAAGCCGUCGCCGGGCUGCCAUCGCUAAAAUCUGGCCCAAAUACUGCCUGUUUCUGGUGCUGUUCCUGCUCUACCAGUACCUGCUGUGCCUGGGCAUUCCCCCAGCACUCUGCAUUGAUUACCCAUGGCGUUGGAACACUACACUCACCAUCAACUCGGCCCUGAUCAAGUGGCUGUACCUGCCAGACUUCUCCACAUUGCCCAAUUCCAGAAACCUUAUCUAUGACUUCCUCCUCCUCUUAUGUGCCUCGCAGCAGUGGAAGGUCUUCGAGGACGAGAAGACAGAAGAAUGGAUCCAACUGGCUGGACACAACACAGACGAGGCCAAUCCCAUGCAGGGCAAGAUGAACCCCGUUCCCAACUUCAUCAACUGCAGGUGUUACCUGGACAUGCUCAAGGUAGUGGUGUUCCGGUACCAGUUCUGGUUCGUGCUGGCGGUGUUGUUUGUGGCUGGCUCCACUCGGAUUAGCAUAUUUGGAUUGGGCUACCUCCUGGCGUGCUUCUACUUCCUGCUGUUUGGUACCCAGCUGAUCCAGAAGCCUGCCAAGUCUAGACUGGCUCUCUGGGAUUGUCUCAUCAUCUAUAACGUGGCCGUCAUCAUCUCCAAAAACAUGCUCUCUCUCCUGGCCUGUGUGUUUGUGGAGCAGAUGCAGAAUCGCUUCUGCUGGCUCAUCCAGCUCUUCAGCCUGGUGUGCACUGUUAAGGGCUAUUAUAACCCGAAGGAGUUGCGGGAUGACAAUAAGGACUGCUUUCUGCCGGUGGAGGAAGCCGGGAUCAUCUGGGACAGCAUCUGCUGCUUCUUCCUCCUGCUGCAGAGGAGGGUCUUCCUCAGUCACUACUUCCUGCAUGUUGUGGCGGACCAGAGGGCCUCUGCACAGCAGGCUUCCAGGGGGUUUAAGCUGUUCAAGGCCAGCAUUGUGAAAAGCAUGAACAUCCACCAGGAGGCAGAGAAGAAGUCCCUUGCACAGCUCAAGAGACAAAUGGAGCGCAUUCGAUCCAAGCAAAAAAAAUACAAAGAGGGGCGUCGCUCUUCGGAGACCAAGGAAGAGGCUGAGUCAAUCGAGCGAGGUGCCAACAGAAAGACAUCCAAGCAGAAAAAGAAGUGGUGGCGGCCCUGGCAAGAUCAUGCCACAGUCUUGCACUCAGGGGAAUAUUACCUCUUUGAGUCGGACAGUGAGGAAGAGGAGGAGCUGCAGGGGGAAGAGCAGAAACCUCCACGGCAAAGCGCUUUCCAGCUAGCAUAUCAGGCAUGGGUGAUGAACGCCAAGUCAGCAUUGAACGACAGACAGCAGCACCAGAGGGUACUGCACAGACAGGAGAAGGAGAAAGCCAGGCAGGGCAGCCCUCGGCUCCCAGUCAUGGGAGAUGAGUGCGAGGCUGACACCACGGACCUGUCUGUGCAAGAUGAGGAGCUAGAAGAGGGAGACUCGGGUAAGAGUGACAUCAUGCAGCGCCUCCUGGAAAUGCUUAAGUUCCUCUGGGUGCUGUUCCUGGCCAUGGUGGACGGCGCCACACAGUGGCUCAAUACCCUGACAAAGCAGUAUGUCAACACCUCUACUGUACUCUGGAUCGAGCGCUACCUGCUGACGCACAAAAUCAGCCAGGAGCAGAAACCUGGCAAAGACAUCUCGGAGGACCAGAGAUUCCUGGACAGUCCGACCGAGGAGACCGCCUCCCAGAGGUUGGGUCUGGAGGAGCUGGACAUGGAGAAAGACACUGAAAACAUCCAAACCAACAGUACGAGUGGCUGUGAGCUGGAGGAGCUUUUGAGUACAGACCAUACCACCCCCUUCACCACAGGGUACAGCACAAGAACCAACAGCUGGGAGCGUAUUCUGGACCUGGACCCCGAGCAGGACCCCGAUGCCACCCAUUCCCGGCUCAGGACCGCCAGCGAGAUACUCACAGAUAGGCACUUCCUGUUUGAGGAGCUGGAGGAGUCUCAGCAGUUCUACUCUUCUCAGAACCGAGCCCUCAAGCUGCUGCUCGCGCUCUACAACCUGCUAGCGAGCAACUCCGAGAUGGUGUGUUACUUCAUCAUUGUGCUGAACAACAUGGUGACUGCCUCCGUCAUCUCGCUGGUCCUGCCCAUCCUCAUCUUCCUGUGGGCCAUGCUGUCCAUCCCGCGGCCCAGCAAGAGGUUCUGGAUGACUGCCAUAGUCUACACCGAGGUGAUGGUGAUUGUGAAGUACUUGUUCCAGUUCGGUUUCUUCCCCUGGAACAGCUACUAUGACACCAAGCUGAAUGAAGGCAAGCCUUUCUUCCUGCCUCGCAUCCUGGGCCUGGAGAAGAUGGAUAACUAUGUCAAAUAUGACCUGAUCCAGCUGCUGGCUCUCUUCUUUCAUCGGUCCCUGCUCCGGAGGUAUGGUCUCUGGGAUCAGGAUGGGCAACUGGCGGAGAAGAAAAAGAAGACAAUGACUGUAGAGACGAGUGAGGAAAUGGAAGGAGGCCCCUUGAAUCCAGACCCCAGCCAGAAUGAUUCAGAAGGGGCCAAACCAGGCCAGGAUCUGGUUCCUCCUGGGUCAGAGGAAGACGAACCAGGCCAGGAUGAAGAAAGGAAACCUGAUCAGAACCAGGAGCCACCUCCCAGCCAGGACACCCCUGUCCCUCCAGUGAAGGGAGACAAAGGAAGCAGCCUACGCUUCCGCAAAAAACGGAAACAGGCCAAAGAGAGUUCCCAGGAGAAGAAGAAAGCCAGAGAGAAAUGCAGUGAGCGGGCAAGCAAGAAGCUGGGAACACUGAGCGAGAAAGUGAAGCUCCUCCUCCUCACUCUAAUCCGGAGUGUUUACAAGCCAGUCCAUGAGUUCUUCCACAAUAUUCUCCACACAGAGUAUCGUGCCGCCACAGACGUCUACGCACUCAUGUUCCUGACUGACGUGGUCGAUUUUGUAAUAGUAAUCUUUGGGUACUGGGCUUUUGGAAAGCACUCAGCAGCUGCAGACAUCACCUCCACUCUGUCGGAAGACCAGGUACCUGAGGCCUUUCUGGUCAUGCUACUUAUCCAGUUCAGCACCAUGGUCAUUGACCGUGCCCUCUACCUGCGUAAGACUGUGCUCGGAAAACUCAUAUUCCAGGUCCUCCUGCUUUUCGGUAUACACUUCUGGAUGUUCUUCAUACUGCCUGCAGUGACCGAGAGGAUGUUCAGUCAGAAUACAGUGGCUCAGCUUUGGUACUUUGUGAAGUGUAUCUACUUCGCUCUGUCAGCCUAUCAGAUCCGCUGUGGCUACCCCACUCGCAUCCUGGGGAACUUCCUCACCAAGACAUACAACCACCUCAACCUGUUCCUUUUCCAAGGAUUCCGUCUGGUGCCGUUCCUGGUGGAGCUGCGGGCAGUCAUGGACUGGGUCUGGACCGACACCACCCUCUCGCUCUCUGACUGGAUGUGUGUGGAAGACAUCUACGCCAACAUCUUCAUCAUUAAGUGCAGCCGUGAGACAGAGAAGAAAUACCCCCAGCCAAGGGGUCAGAAGAAGAAGAAGAUUGUCAAGUACGGAAUGGGCGGGCUUAUUAUAUUCUUCCUCAUCUGCAUCAUCUGGUUCCCACUGCUCUUCAUUUCAUUGGUCAGAUCUGUCGUGGGUGUGGUUAACCACCCAAUUGAUGUCACUGUGACUAUCAAGCUGGGGGGAUAUGAGCCUCUCUUCACCAUGAGUGCACAAACGCAGUCAAUCCAACCCUACACUCAGCAAGACUAUGACAAGCUAACCCAGGAGUUCAAAACCAACCCUGUGGCGAUGCAGUUUAUCACGCUAUACAGCUAUGAGGACAUUGUGACGGCCAACAUAGAGGGCAGCUCCGGGUCUGUGUGGCGCAUCAGCCCUCCGAGUCGGCGGAAGAUGAUGGAGGAGCUUCUGAACAGCUCGGCAGACAUGACGCUACGCUUUACUUGGAAUUACCAGAGGGACUUGGGAAGAGGAGGCACGGUUGAGCACACCUUCGACAGGCACUCUAUUGACCUGAAUCCUAAUGACCCUGUCCGCAAAGAGCUGGCUUCUCUGCUGAUGGGAAACGACACCAAUGCUGUGCGUGUUCAUCAUAUGUUUCCAAAUUACAUCAGGGCACCAAACGGAGCUGAAGCCAAACCUGUCAAACAGCUGUAUCCAGAUGAUGAAGACAGUUACCAGGACGUGACGUUAACAUUAAUCAAGGAUCGCAGUUCAGAGACCAAUGGGCUGCAGGAGUGGUGGGAUAUCCACAUUGCAGACUGUGACCGUGCCAAAGAGGACUGUGAUGUCCUGCCCAUGGUGAUCUUCAGUGACAAGGUCAGCCCCCCCAGCCUGGGCUUCCUUGCUGGAUACGGGAUCAUGGGGCUGUACUUGUCGGUGGUGCUCGUGAUCGGUAAGUUUGUGCGUGGGUUCUUCAGUGAGAUCUCACACUCCAUCAUGUUUGAGGAGCUACCCUGUGUGGACCGCAUCCUGAAGCUGUGCACAGACAUCUUCCUAGUGCGUGAGACUGGGGAGCUAGAACUGGAGGAGGAGAUGUACUCCAAACUCAUCUUCCUGUAUCGCUCGCCCGAGACAAUGAUCAAAUGGACCUGCGACAAGGACUAACCUCGCUGGAGCUGCUCUUCCACUGGAGAGUCUCUUCUCGAACAGGCCAAGCGAUCCCAGUCCUAGUUUCUUUUAAAGUGCUCGACCGGAGAGCUCCGAGGAGAUCCUGACCUGGAGACUUGUAGCCACUUAACAUAACGAGUCAAAAUGAAAAGGCAUAAUGAAAGCAAAUGGUUUAUUUUUCUAUACUGCUCUUUUUUCAUGCCGUGGGGGUCAGGGUGGGGUGGUGGUGGGAGUUUAUAGAAAAGCAUGCUUUUAGUCCACUGCUAUUUUUUUUUGUUUUGUUUGUUUUUAUUAAUUGUUCAAAGCAGUCCAGAUCGUUGGCAAUAGUGUGUCAUAUCUGCCCUGUUCCAGGUGGUCUUACUUAUAUCUCUAUUUUUUUUUUAUACUGGUAGCGAGAUCCUGACGGUAAAUCAUGGAAAACAUUUGUCACUUUCCUCCUUGGCUGAACCAAAGUUUGUUUUCUCUCCCCCCCAUAUGUGUGAAAUUCCCUCGGGGACCUCAAUAAUGUUUUUUUUUUUUUUGAGGAAAGUCAAAUGUGUUUUUGAAGUCAAGGUGGUGUUGAUGCUAUAUGAGGGGUAUAGAAUGUGUAAAGGGAAAGUGAAAAAAUGAGAAGGACUUUGAGUAGUGACAAUGUGCUUGGCCUCUGUUCUUGUCUAAACCCACCACUAUUUUAACAACAAUGAAUGAGUAUUGCAGUGGAAUGGAACUGAAACUGUUCCCUUUGAAGGCAAGAGAAAGGAUAAUGUAGUUGGGUGCUACGUGUGGAAUCAGAUCUCAUUGAUUUAGACACAAAAAACUGUUUUUAAAAUAGGUCAUAGAUUGACUUUGUAUGCAAACACUAGCACUGUUCAUUUUUUCUGUCCAUGGAAAUUUGCAAUACUAGAGCAGAUUUUUUAAAGGACUUUUUAAAGUUUUUCUGCAGCCCUGCUACCAAAACUAUUUAAACAUUUCUUGUUCAUGUCACAAGGUCUGACGGUGUUUGUUUAUAUAACACAUUUUGGAACUGUGCAAUUCUGUUAAAAAAAAAAAAUCUAAAAUAAAAAAUAACUCAAACGUAAAGGAAAAUAAAAACAUCUAAAACCACAAUUCACAUUCAGUCUUUUAUUAAAGAACCCUAUUUAAACAAAAAAAAAAAAAAAAAAAAAAAAAAAAAAAAAAAAAAAAAAAAGCUUAAAUAGAAUGUUACUGAUUAGAAGUUCUGGUGGCUAAAAGCAGCUGGAAGCAGCAGUGAGGCAGGGGCUGCUGGAGUGGGGGUCUCCUUCAGCCCUGGAACAGGGGGGUCUCCAUCAACUCUGGAGCUGGAGCCACUCCGCAGUCGGAGCACGGACAACUCUAGCUGGAAUCAAUAAAAUCCUUUAUCCAGGAUGGACGUAAUGGAAUAUGUGUAAACAUACCCACUCAUUGGUGGAGGAUUGAGAUAAACAUGCUGGAAGAGUUGUAACACUAGAAAGCAAUACUUUCACUGAGUAAAUGUUAAAAAAAAAAAAAAAAAAAAAAGCACGGCUCCACUAAAGUGGUGCAGAAACUCGAGAUUUGAUAUGUUUUAAUAUAAUAUUUGAUGAAUGUCAUUGUUGUCACUGACUCGAAAUGGUUUAGCUUUUACCUCAUCAAAUUUAUAUAUAUAAUAAAAUAUGUUAUGUUUAAA
Polyodon spathula (Mississippi paddlefish) is the source of this 9861-nucleotide messenger RNA. RefSeq names its product piezo-type mechanosensitive ion channel component 1-like. The coding region runs from base 525 to 8213 and encodes 2562 amino acids. The transcript has 51 exons. Gene Ontology annotation, biological process: detection of mechanical stimulus; cellular response to mechanical stimulus; regulation of membrane potential. Lineage: Eukaryota; Metazoa; Chordata; Actinopteri; Acipenseriformes; Polyodontidae. The record is from RefSeq and is a predicted model, not a curated record. Gene Ontology annotation, cellular component: endoplasmic reticulum; plasma membrane. Gene Ontology annotation, molecular function: mechanosensitive monoatomic ion channel activity; monoatomic cation channel activity.